Molecule: messenger RNA, 5469 nt
Organism: Chiloscyllium plagiosum (whitespotted bambooshark)
Lineage: Eukaryota; Metazoa; Chordata; Chondrichthyes; Orectolobiformes; Hemiscylliidae
Product: voltage-gated potassium channel KCNC2-like
Biological process (GO): potassium ion transmembrane transport; protein homooligomerization; action potential
Cellular component (GO): dendrite membrane; axon terminus; presynaptic membrane
Molecular function (GO): delayed rectifier potassium channel activity; protein binding
Source: RefSeq, a predicted model, not a curated record
UCAAAGGAUCCUCAGUCUCAUCGCUGUUGUGGUUUAUUAUAUAAAUACAUGUAUGAAUUGGGAGCUUAUUUUCCGCUUCACGUUGAUCGACGUUGACAGAUAGUGAACGCGUACACGAACUGAUAUCGUGAAAGUCAUUCAUUUAUUUGCUGGGUUUGUAUUUGAAGAAACCUCCUGAAAGCUCAGUCUCGAUUAAAACAGGCACGGAGUGUUGCAAGGAAGCAAUCAUAUCCAUGUCUGAAACCUGAGGGUGAUGCUUUGGCUUGUUGGAAAUGCCGUUGUAAAUGCGCCUUUCUCAUCCAGCAGGUUGUCGGUGUGUGUGUGUGUGUUUGAGUUUUGCUUUUAGCAUCAGCCCUGGAGACCACUAGGAUUUAAACCGUCUUUCCGCAAGUCCACACUAAACGAAUAUCUAACAAACAACAGAGAGAGAAAAAAAUGUCUGGUUGUCUUAUCUGCAAACGCGUUGUUCUCCCCAGUGACUUUCAAAAGGCAGUUUGUUAAAUAACAAGAGGGGAGAGAUGUUUAAAAAAAAACAAUCUGCACAGAAGCUGCAUCGUGGUUGUCGGGAGCAGGGUGUUGUCUGGUGUGUGUGUUUUUUUGAUGGAGGGAAAAUAUGGUCACGUACUUUCUGGAAAUAAGCCCAUCACUUCUCUCUCUCUCUCCCUCCCUCUCUCUCACACAUAGAGGUCGACUGCAUCUCCGAGGAGGGAAAAGAGGUGACUGAUCAAUUUUAAGCAGAACUGUCAUUCCGUUUGACUUCACCUGCCCGCCUCACUGUCUGGCAAGAUGCGAAUGGGGAAGGCGCUAAGGGGAUAGCAGCUAACCUUACCAUCGACUUGGUGGUUUCACAGGAGGGGGGUAAAAGAAAACACAGCCAGAGAGAGAAAAUAACACACACACAGCACACGCCAACCCCCCCCCCCCCACCUCAAAACAAACAACAACAAAAAAAAACAAUUCACAGCUUCGGGUCUUCGUUUCCGAGUCAUGUCUGAGCCGGAGAGAUGGGCAAGAUUGACGACAACGAGCGGAUAGUUCUCAAUGUUGGGGGAACUCGGCACGAAACUUACAGGACCACGUUGAAGACGCUGCCCGGGACCCGGCUAGCCCUGCUCGCCGACUCGGAUGGGCAGAGCCUCCCUGACUGCGACCCUCGAGUUAACCAGUACUUCUUCGACCGCCACCCGGGAGUGUUCGCCUAUGUGCUCAACUACUACCGGACGGGCAAGCUGCACUGCCCGGCUGAUGUGUGCGGGCCCCUCUUCGAGGAGGAGCUCGCCUUCUGGGGCAUCGAUGAGACCGACGUGGAGCCUUGCUGCUGGAUGACCUACAGGCAGCACCGGGACGCCGAGGAAGCGCUGGACAUCUUCGAAGCGCCCGACCUGCUGAACGGCGAGUCCCCGGAGCCAGACGAUGAGGAUGAGCUCAACAGGAGACUGGGCAUCGAGGAGUGUAGCCCGGGCGCUACGGGCAAGGCCAACCGAUGGAAGAGGUGGCAACCCCGGAUCUGGGCACUCUUCGAAGAUCCCUACUCAUCCAGAGCAGCCAGGUUCAUUGCCUUUGCCUCUUUAUUGUUCAUCCUCGUCUCAAUCACCACCUUUUGCCUCGAGACACAUGAGGCAUUUAACAAGAUUGUUAACAAAACAGAACAUGUAAUAAAUGGGAAUUCAUCUCAAUUAAUCCAACAUCUUGAGAUGGAAACAGACCCAGCAUUGACAUACAUCGAAGGUGUAUGUGUAGUAUGGUUUACUAUUGAAUUUUUAGUUCGAAUUAUCUUCUGCCCUGAUAAACUUGAAUUCAUCAAAAAUCUUCUAAAUAUUAUUGACUUUGUUGCAAUUUUACCCUUUUAUUUGGAGGUGGGACUCCGUGGACUUUCAUCAAAGGCUGCAAAAGAUGUGCUGGGCUUCCUCAGGGUGGUAAGGUUUGUCAGAAUUUUGCGAAUCUUCAAGCUAACCCGUCACUUUGUGGGGUUGAGAGUUCUUGGACACACUCUCCGUGCUAGCACUAAUGAAUUUCUGCUCUUAAUCAUUUUCUUGGCACUGGGUGUGUUGAUAUUUGCUACAAUGAUUUACUAUGCUGAGAGAAUCGGAGCAAACCCAAAUGAUCCAACAGCUAGUCACCACACCAAGUUCAAAAAUAUCCCUAUUGGAUUCUGGUGGGCAGUCGUAACCAUGACAACACUUGGAUAUGGAGACAUGUACCCUCAGACCUGGUCGGGCAUGUUAGUAGGAGCUCUCUGUGCCCUUGCGGGCGUGCUGACAAUAGCAAUGCCUGUACCAGUUAUUGUCAAUAAUUUUGGAAUGUACUAUUCACUGGCCAUGGCAAAACAGAAGCUUCCAAGAAAGAGAAAGAAACACAUCUCCCAAGCUCCACAAGCAGGGUCUCCAACUUACUGCAAAACUGAUCUGAAUACGCCUUGCAACAGCACUCAAAGUGAUGUGUGUCCUUUUGGGAAAGAUAAGCUGGAGUGUAACAGGACAGGGCUUCUAGAACUUACCACUGCUCAGCUCAUUACAUCUGAAUUUCAUCAUGAGAGAGAAGAGGAGGUGUGGAUGGCUGCCAUGCAGGUAAGAUUGAUCCCGAGGAAGACUUCAAUUAUUCACCGUCACCAUCCAAACCACAUGUUCAGGCAAAGACCGAUUUACCUAGAUUAAGGAUCCUGGAUCCAAGAUGCGGCGUCUGCAUGGUUUAAGGUUGUCAGUGGAAGUAACGACAGAACUGUGCCAAAUGCUGGAGAAAUCUGCCACCACCUGUGCCACGGGAUUGACACGAACGCUGACAGACUUAAGCACUUAUUGUUUUGGUACCAAGCUAGCAUUAUCUGCAGUGCUCCAAUCCACUGUGAUGUUCACAGAUGUAUGGAAAUGGUGACAUAUCAUCUGCAUUUCUGCUGACUGGUAAUAUAAGUGUAGCAUGGCAACCUAAUAUCACUGCAUUCCUGCAAUUUCCCAAUGUAAUGGUGUCCCGGUAUAAAUCAGAAGAUUCUUGCUUCUCUUUUGUGAGUACUACUUGUUCUUCAUCGUAUUUGCAUUCUGAUAUAGCCUCUACUACCUCUUGAAGUUCACAUCUUGCAAAAGCUGGGAUGUGUGUAACUGCUGCAACUUGUAAGUUGGUGAGUGGAAUGCAUGGUGCUGUGAGGUGCUGUCUUGUCAUGGCCUGUUGUCACUGUCGGAAGACUAAUGCCCAAGGCUUAAAGUGGCAAGCAUGUGACUAACAUUACAAAGUUGUCUCCAAGACAUGUCUUCCAAUAUAGUUUGCAACAUUGUAAUAAGCUGUUUUUGUUGUUAUGUGGGACUGAGUAUAUGAGAGCCAUAUGUAAAACUGUAAGGUAAAGUGCUUUUCACAUCAAUAGCAUUUCCCUGAUAGCUACACAGUUUAAGAAAUAGUUUUCAAGUGUAGACACUGCUGACAUGUAGCCAAAAUGUGGCAGCCCGUUAUUGCAUGGCAAGUUCCCACACACCAAACAAUGAGAUUUAUUUUAUUUUUUCUUUCAAAAUGUGUGUGACUUUUCUAAAGACAGAUUCAUUUCUCAUAUAUAGAUAACCUGAGAAGGUGAUGAUGAGACUGAGUCUCCUCCUUGAAUUAUAGCAGCACUUGCAACAAUGGUAUUCCCAGAAUGGCAUUAGAUUGGGAAUUUUUGAAUAUUGACCCUAAAUUUAAGCAUUUUUUUUCUGGAGAUUCCAAGGCUCUUCUGCCAAAGUUACUGCAGGUGAGAGAACAAGCUCCCACAGAAAUUCACACUGGAGUGUGCUAAUCCUCUGAAUAAUAAACCAUGAUAUUUUUCUCCAUCUGUUACUAUGGCCAGCAAUAAUAAGAAUCAAAUGUGCCUGGGUCAGAAGUAUAUGUUUAGCAGGUUACCCAGCAGCACUCCAUGCAUUACCAUAGCCUUCUUUUAUGGAACUGAAGGCUGGGCAUAUUUUUCCAGUUGAAGGCACAUCAUCUUCUUCCGCUUCUGUCCCCAUGCCUAUGAGCAUGGCAUAUAGCAAUGGAUGUGACUUCCUCUUCCUGUGAGGCGUGUAGGCCUCUCCCCUGGAGAAAGUGCUCUGGAAGGGCUAAAUACCUCAAAUUCAUUGCGUAUGACAUCACCAGAUUUAAUGUAUCAUUCCAGCACUAGUUCUAAAACUGUUUUUCUACCUUGAUACUGUCAAUCAUUUACCUUCUACUUGUUUGACCACAAACUUUUCAAAAAUGUUCAAAUAUUCCAAUGGUUGUUAAGCAUAAUACUUUUCUUUUGUUACCUUUUAGCUGUAAGGUUUCCCAUCUACAUAAGUUACUAGUUUCACUAUGCAAUUUGUUAACCCAAACUGAUAAGGUUGGCCAAUGUGGGCCAGGAGUUCAUCCCCCAUAUUAAAUCAGAUAGAUCCUCGUCAUUCUUGCUAACCAGUUUAUCCAACUGGCUAUGUAUGAUUCCUAUCCACUACCUUCCGGCUCCACUCAUGGACCUUAAAAUUAGCUCUAAACUGCCUGUGCUCAUUUCAUGUUUCAGUCUGUAAUUAUGGCAUUAUUAUUUUCUGCUGGUUCGUAGCCAAUAUGAUUGCGCACGUUCAGUAAUGUUGAUGUUUUUCCAUUUCAUCCUAUUUUAGUGCAGAACCAUUAUACAAUGAACAUCUCUAACAUCCUUGAAAUAUAGGAAACAUCUGGUGUUAAUAAGGCGAGAUUGUAGCAUCUCAGGAUCCAUAUCCUGCCCUGAUUCUGAGUCAUCACCUCCUGAGGUGGUGAACAAUUAUUUCUAUCAGUUAUUGCAGUUUCCUUCCUGAAAUCCUGUCAGUUUCCCUCUUCAAUUCUCGCACCACCUUUUUAAAAAAUGAAACUCCCAUAUGCUACAAUUAUAAUCAUUAGCAAAAAUUGUUCUUCUUCUGAUUGUGAAAGAUAUUUGGAAAGGGAAUAAUUAUCAUUGGUUAGAUUCUUUUGUGUUGCUUACUAAAUACUUUCAGUGAGGAAAGGAAAUCAUGAGAGAUAUUUCAAAUUGUUCUCUAAAUGCCAUUCUUUCUCACCUUUUCGUGCAUUGGAUGAUACUGCAAUGGGUCAUUGAAAUAACCAAAAUGAUCAGUGUAAUUUCCCAAAUUAGUGGUACCAACAAGGGGCCUUGGCCACCAGGUCCACACUUUGGAGAUUUGGGUGAUGUUACACAUGAUUUUCCACUUCUUGCUGCAUACCUUUGUCAAGUAGGGCUUUCAUGUGUCUCUUAGAUGUCCAUGAAUCCUGAGUGGUUGGGGAUGAAGGAAUUAGAUACAAAUAUUAGAAUUCCACACACUGAUUCUUCUGAAGGACAACAAUUUUACAUUAACAUUGUAAAAUGCCCCAAGAUACUUAAUUAAAGCGUUACCAAACAUUAUUUGAGGUACUCAUUUUCUGCAAAUUCAUUCAAGUGAGGUGGACAUUGUUGGCAAGGCCAAGAAUCAUAGAAUCCCUACAGUGUGGAAACAGGCCUUUCGGCCUAACAAGUCCACACUGACCCAUUCCCCUACC